This is a messenger RNA of Meloidogyne enterolobii, 441 nucleotides long. Lineage: Eukaryota; Metazoa; Nematoda; Chromadorea; Rhabditida; Meloidogynidae. The record is from the annotation of a GenBank genome assembly.
AUGGCGAUAUUUAAAAAACAACAGACACCAACCUUAACUGACAGUACAGAAAAAAUUUAUAAAAAAUUACCUAAUGAAUUACUAGUCGAUAUAUUCGAUUCAAUAACUACUGAGGAAUUCUGGAACAUCUUUUACCCAUUUUAUAUGAGGGACAACAUUUUAACAGAUAAUGAAAAUGAAUUGAUUAAACAACACAAUAUCACAACAAAAAAUAAAAAUCGAGAACCAUUUAAAAAAUGGAGUGAAUGUGUUAAAAAUUGGCUAAGCUCUUCGGCAAUAAUUUUCAUUCUCGAACGAGAAACCUUCAAAAAAAGACAUGUUACAAAAAAAUCUGAAACAAUGCCAAAACAUUCAAAAAUACCCUCUCAUCCGAAAAAUAAAUUUGUAGUUCGUAUCCAACACCAUUCCAUAGCUCUUAUUUUGGAUCUUGAAACCAUCUAG